AUGUUAACUAUUCUAAUUUUUGUAUUAUUGUUUAAUCACAAUACAAUAUUAACCCAAACUGUGUUAAAAACCAAUUUAAAAGUGCACAUAAAUACAAAUUAUCAACCAUCUCAGCCAAGAAUGUUUAUAUCUAUUGUUGCAAUUUAUCCUCAUCGACAAUUUGUUCCAUGGAAAUUAUGUGCUAUUAUAUGCAAUAAACACAUUUCUUGUCGAACAGCUGUCGUAAAUUUAAGUAAUCAAUUGUGUACAUUGUAUCGAGAAAACUGGUAUGUUGGAACAUUGAUUCCACAGCAAUUGAAUUAUACCGUUUUAGCUCUUAAUUAUUGUCAAUAUCCGAAUACGGAGCCUGCUUAUAUAUGCGGAGUCAAUAUACAAAUGCCAUUCAAUCAAUAUACAAAUACAUUGCAGUUGAUCCAAGAAGUUUCAAGUCAAAUUUGUGUUGGCAUUAGCAUAUUCAAUGAGAUAGCAUAUUAUCAAGCACCGUCAUACGUAUAUGCCACUCAAUUACAAGGACAAAAAGUCUCAACUCCUAUUUGGAUAAAAUCAUUGUCAGCCUAUUCAAAUCUAAUUAAUCUUCGUACAGAUGCGUUUGGCUAUCCAUAUAGUGUUACCAGUCAAAGUACAUCACGAAUAAUAGAAUUAGAUAUAUUGUCAUCUGGCAAUAUUUUAAUGACAUAUGUAGUUUCACAGCUCCUUGCUACACCAAUUGAUGAUGUAGCAAUUUAUAAUGGAUCAUUAUGGGUGAAUAGUUAUACAAAUGGAUAUGUGUCAGUGAUUAAUCAGAUGACAUCAAACACGUCAUACGUUUAUAAUUUACCCGGUUUAUCAUCCGGUAAACGAACAUUAACGUAUUUUGAUGAUCACUUUUGGACAACUGCUCAAGGUACCAUAUACAAAUGGUAUGCAAAUAAUAAUACCGUUAGUAUAUGGAAUACGACAUUACCAUCUUCAGUAAUGUGCACUAAUAUUGUGCAAGACUAUGCUGGUCGACGGUAUGUAUGUAAUUCAAAUCAAAUGCCAAGUUUGUAUAUUCUUGAUCAAUACGGUGAAAUAUUAGGCACAUAUAACAAAUCAUUAUGUACAUUAUUGUUCGAUAUUUAUUAUACCAAAUAUAAUUCUUAUUAUAUAACAUCGGUAGUAAAUUUAUCAAAUUAUGUAUCAUUUUAUGGUGCACCAUUAUAG
Messenger RNA from Didymodactylos carnosus, 1182 nucleotides. The record is from the annotation of a GenBank genome assembly. Lineage: Eukaryota; Metazoa; Rotifera; Eurotatoria; Philodinida; Philodinidae.